AUGCGUGUCUGUAUUAUUGAUGCAUUCCUGGACUCUGUAUAUUUGCUAUUUCAGGAAUUGGUGACAUUCAAGGAUGUGGCCGUUGACUUCACCCCAGAGGAGUGGGGGCAACUGCACCCUUCUCAGAAGGAGCUGUACAGGGACGUGAUGCUGGAGAACUACCAGAACCUGGUCUGGCUGGGGCUUGCAGUUUCCAAACCAGAUAUGAUUUACCAGUUGGAGCAAGUGGAAGGUCCUUGGGUGCCUGAGGGAGAGGUCCCAGCAGCCAGCUGUCCAGGUGAACUUGAAACCAAGCUGGCCACUUCAAAGCUGGACAUUUCUUUGGAAGUAUCAUCCCAGGAAAAAGUCUCCAGGGAUGGCUCUUGUAUCUCCAAAUUGCAAGAAGCCUUUGAAUAUGAUACCUGGCUAGAAAGCCAGCAGAACAAUGAGGAGAAACCUUAUGAAUGUAAUGAAUGUGGGAAGUCUUUCCACCAGAGCACACAACUUCCUCAGCCUCCAAAUAUUCAUACUGGAGAGAAACCUUAUGUAUGUAAAGAUUGUGGGAAAGCCUUCCGCCAUCGUCCAGCUCUUACUCAACACUGGAAGAUUCAUACUGGAGAGAAACCAUAUAUAUGUACAGAAUGUGGGAAGGCCUUCCAUCAGCGGGCAGGACUUGCUCAACAUCAGAAAACUCACACGAGAGAGAAACCUUACAUAUGUAAAGAAUGUGGGAAGGCCUUUCACCAGAGCACAGCUCUCACUCUGCAUCAGAGAGUUCAUACUGGAGAGAAGCCUUAUGAAUGUAUGGAAUGUGGGAAGGCCUUCCAUCAAAGGACAGGACUUAAUCAACAUCAGAAAAUUCAUACUGGAGAGAAAACUUACGUAUGUAAUGAAUGUGGAAAGGCCUUCCACCAGAGCCCAACUCUUACUCGACAUCGGAGGAUUCAUACUGGAGAGAAACCUCAUGUAUGUAAGGUGUGUGGGAAGGCCUUCCACCAGAGCACAGCACUUACUCAACAUCAGAGGAUCCAUACUGGAGAGAGACCUUACGAAUGUACUAAAUGUGGGAAAUCCUUCAACUGCAACUCCUACCUUAUUUCCCAUUACAGAAUUCAUAUUGAUGACAGACCAUAUGAAUGUAAGGAAUGUGGGAAGGCCUUCCGCCGGAGCACACAGCUUACUCGACAUCGGAGAAUUCAUACUGGUGAGAAGCCUUACGAAUGUGAUGAAUGUGGCAAAGCCUUCUAUCGACGGUCAGGACUUACAGGACAUCAGAAAAUCCAUACUCGAGAAAAAUCUUGUGGAAUCAAAUGAAUGUAGGAAAGCUUCCAGAACUCGGCACUUAACUUGGAUCAGAUAUUGGAGAGAAAUAUAAAUGUAACAAAUGUGAGAAUGCCUUCUGCCACAUAAUAGAAUUUAAUUGACAUCUGGGAAUUCAGACUAGACCUAAAAAGGGUAAUGUUGUGGGAAAGCCUUCCUCAGCUUACUCUGUACCAAAGGAAUUAUACUGGAAAGAAACCUUAGGAACGCAAAGCAUGUAUGAAAGAGCAUUCAUUUUGCUGAAAGAUUUAGAAUCAAACUAAAAAAGAACCCAAUAGAAAAGGGAAACUCCAAGUUGCUCCAGUAGCUUUUUCUCAUUUUCUUAAAAGGAAGACAACAAAACUAUUUAUUGACCACUGUUCACCGGUAUUUGCAAUAAACUAAAUAAUA
This is a messenger RNA of Gracilinanus agilis (Agile Gracile Mouse Opossum), 1689 nucleotides long. Its product is annotated as zinc finger protein 501-like. Gene Ontology annotation, biological process: regulation of transcription by RNA polymerase II. The transcript is spliced from 4 exons. Gene Ontology annotation, molecular function: DNA-binding transcription factor activity, RNA polymerase II-specific; RNA polymerase II cis-regulatory region sequence-specific DNA binding. NCBI's taxonomy places the organism in Eukaryota, Metazoa, Chordata, Mammalia, Didelphimorphia, Didelphidae. Bases 1 to 1293 code for a protein of 430 amino acids. The record is from RefSeq and is a predicted model, not a curated record.